GCUGACCCCGGAAGCGAUCCUGAAAAACCGGUACAGCAAAAUGGCGGUGCGAGCGGCCAUCGGGUCCGUGUGCGGGCUCCUGUGGCAGGGUUCAAGGAAUUUUUCUGCAAACAGUUCUAAGAGCACUAUAGCCAAAAAUGGUGGUUUUCUUCUGUUUCUCUUUUUUUCCCACACAUGCAGCAGUACCAAUAUGAAAUGGGUACAGUUUUCAAACCUACAUGUCGAUGUUCCCAAGGAUUUGACCAAACCUACGAUAACCAUUUCAGAUGAACCAGACACAUUAUAUAAGCGCCUGUCAGUUUUAGUAAAAGGCCAUGAUAAGGCCGUAUUGGACAGUUAUGAAUAUUUUGCCGUGCUUGCUGCUAAAGAACUUGGUAUCUCUAUUAAAGUACAUGAACCUCCAAGAAAAAUAGAGCGAUUUACUCUUCUCAAAUCUGUGCAUAUUUUCAAGAAGCACCGAGUUCAGUAUGAAAUGAGAACACUUUACAGAUGUUUGGAAUUAGAACAUCUAACUGGAAGUACAGCAGAUGUCUACUUGGAAUACAUUCAACGAAACUUGCCUGAAGGUGUUGCCAUGGAAGUUACAAAGACAAAAUUAGAACGGUUACCAGAACACAUCAAGAAGCCAAUCUGGGAAACAAUGCCAGAAGAAAAAGAAGGCAGCAAGUCAUAAAAUCUUAGGGAGACCACGUAUGCCAGCUUUUGAAGUGAGGGUGGGCCAGCCAUGCACAGUGAAAUGGAGAGCGCUUCCAGUUGAGACGGUUUUCAGUUCAUCCACCUGCUGUGUUGAGUCCACAUGUCCUGAUCAGUUGAAAGCAGGGAAUGGAACAUUAAUGAUACAAUGGACUAUAAUGAAAGAACCACUUUAUUCUUUAUACAUAUGUCAUCAUUUCAGCUGAUUUUAACAAAAGUGAGUUAACCAUUUUGACUGCUAUAUAUCAAGAGUAAAUUUGUAUUUUGUUAUUCUGCUAUUGUUUGAUUAUUUGAUUAUACAGAUUUUAAUUUAUAUCAUUCAUCUGAAAGUGAAUGUUUGAAAUAUUCCUCACAUACUUUUUUCUUUUGAGGUUCCUAGAAGGAACCUUCAGUUAAUUUGAUUAGCACUGAGCAAUUAAAGUUUUCAGUAUUUACCUUAGAGCAGGCUGGCGUAUACUCAUUGGGAGUUAUAAUCUCCAAAUUUACCUCAUUUAAGCAUUACAUUCUUGAAAAUGGAUAUACUUUGCAGCAGAUCAGGCAUACUUGUGGCAUGCACUGAGCUCUUCUUGUAGCCCAGAUCCUUACAGGGCUACCUUAAAGGGUCACUAAUGGAAUUUGAGCUCUCAAGAAAUUACCACCUAUAUUGUUUCACUCAUCCUGUGAUUCAUUCAUUCAGCAGGCUUUUAUUUUGUGUGCCCAGCACCAUAGUAAAUACCAAAAAUUGAAUAGAUACAAUGGCUUUUGAAAACUGCAAAGGACAGAAAAUAUUUUCCUUAUUAAAUUCCUCACUGAUACGAAGGCCUCUUUCUUUGGGUUAAUGGCAACUUUUUUGUUUGGAAAUGUCUACUUUUCCAUGAAAUUAAAUAGUAGUUAAAGCCUUGAAAGAAGCAAGACUGCAAUGGGCUGAAACUAUUGAUGUAUCAACCCCAAGGGAGUGAUUCGUUACCUUUUUACAGAAGAAUCAGGUCUGUGUCCUUUGUGGUUUCUUUCACAUCUCUGGAGUAGUUAUGACUUCUCAGUCCCACACUCCCCCAUUUAAACCGAAAUUCCUCUUCUCUUCCUGACCUGCUAUCGGGUGUCGGUGUUUGAAUGCAUACUGCCUGUGUGUCAGACUCACAUUACCAUCAUUAACAUGAAAAGAAUUACAGCCUUGUGCCCCAUGACCUCAUUCUGUUCGCAGCUCUGCUAUGACUGUCAUUCACAAAUGCCUAAAGUGUGCUUAUCUUAGAAGUCUCAAGAUUAAGAAUUAGUCAAUAAAACAAGAGGGAUAUAAUGGUAA
Messenger RNA from Pteropus alecto (black flying fox), 1972 nucleotides. It is a transcript of the gene MRPS10, whose product is annotated as mitochondrial ribosomal protein S10. The coding region runs from base 41 to 673 and encodes 210 amino acids. Gene Ontology annotation, cellular component: mitochondrial small ribosomal subunit; mitochondrion. The transcript has 7 exons. The record is from RefSeq and is a predicted model, not a curated record. NCBI's taxonomy places the organism in Eukaryota, Metazoa, Chordata, Mammalia, Chiroptera, Pteropodidae.